Molecule: messenger RNA, 195 nt
Organism: Mycotypha africana
Lineage: Eukaryota; Fungi; Mucoromycota; Mucoromycetes; Mucorales; Mycotyphaceae
Product: CCAAT-binding transcription factor, subunit B
Exons: 1
Biological process (GO): regulation of transcription by RNA polymerase II
Cellular component (GO): CCAAT-binding factor complex
Molecular function (GO): RNA polymerase II cis-regulatory region sequence-specific DNA binding; DNA-binding transcription factor activity, RNA polymerase II-specific
Source: RefSeq, a predicted model, not a curated record
AACGAUAUUCAGCAACAAGAAGAGCCACUGUACGUAAAUGCAAAACAAUACCAUCGUAUAUUAAAACGCAGAGCAGCCAGAGCGAAAUUGGAGGAGCUGAAUAAAUUAUCAAAAACAAGAAAGCCUUAUUUACAUGAAAGCAGACAUAAGCACGCCAUGCGUCGUCCUAGAGGGCCCGGUGGAAGAUUUUUGAGU